Molecule: messenger RNA, 4316 nt
Organism: Prinia subflava (tawny-flanked prinia)
Lineage: Eukaryota; Metazoa; Chordata; Aves; Passeriformes; Cisticolidae
Gene: TAB2
Product: TGF-beta activated kinase 1 (MAP3K7) binding protein 2
Exons: 7
Coding region: 320-2416 (698 amino acids)
Biological process (GO): positive regulation of canonical NF-kappaB signal transduction; positive regulation of protein kinase activity
Molecular function (GO): K63-linked polyubiquitin modification-dependent protein binding; ubiquitin binding
Source: RefSeq, a predicted model, not a curated record
UGCCCUCCUUCCUCCUACUCCUCCUUCCUCCUCCUCCGCCUCCUCCCCCCACGGAGCGGAACGGCGGCGGCGGGAGGCUGCGGAGCGGGUCGGGUCGGCGGGGUCCCCCCUGCCGGGCGGAGGCGGCGGCGGCGCUGGUGGCGGUAGUGGCGGCGGUAGUGGCGGCGGCUGCCUCCGUGGUGGUGGGGGAGGCGGCGGAGGAGGAGGAGGAGGAGAAGAAGCGGCAGCAGGAAAAUGCUGGGCCAGAAGAGAUGAGUGCUCCCUUUACUAAGGCCUAAAACUGCCUGUUGAAAAACAAUCCUGACCAGGCAAUAUACGAAUGGCCCAAGGAAGCCAGCAAAUUGAUAUUCAGGUUUUACAUGACCUGCGACAGAAGUUUCCUGAGGUACCUGAAGGUGUUGUGUCCAGAUGCAUGUUACAGAAUAACAAUAAUUUGGAUGCCUGUUGUGCAGUUCUCUCUCAGGAGAGCACAAAGUAUCUCUACGGUGAAGGAGACCUGAGUUUUUCGGAUGAUUCUGGGAUUCCUGGACUACGAAAUCACAUGACAUCUCUUAAUUUGGAUUUGCAGUCACAAAACAUCUAUCACCAUGGAAGAGAAGGAAGUAGAAUGAAUGGAAGUAGGACUCUAGCUCACAGUGUUAGUGAUGGACACCUUCAAACUAGUCAGUCCAACAAUGAACUGUUUCAGCAGGAACCACAGACAGCACCUGCACAGGUUCCACAAGGAUUUAAUGUCUUUGGGAUGGCUAAUGCAGUUAGUGCUUCUAAUCCGGGGCAGCAUCUUGGAUUCCACCUAGGCAGCAAAGGAGUAUCUAACUUGUCUCAACAAACACCCAGAUUCAAUCCCAUUAUGGUAACUUUAGCCCCAAACAUUCAGCCUGGUCGCAAUACCCCAACGUCUUUGCACAUACAUGGUGUACCUCCUCCUGUACUUAACAGUCCCCAGGGAAAUUCUAUCUAUAUUAGGCCUUACAUCACAGCUCCUGGUGGUACCGCUCGACAGACACAGCAGCAGCCAGGCUGGGCAUCUCAGUUUAAUCCCAUGCACCCUCAGCAAGUCUACCAGCCUUCGCAGCCGAGUCCCUGGACUACUAUUCCUACAUCCAGUACUACGCCACAUACCUCAUCACAACACUCGACACAGCCAAACCAGCAAGGCCACCAGACUUCUCACGUCUACAUGCCCAUCAGUUCUCCUACUACUCCACAAGCACCUAUGAUUCAUUCAUCUGGUAGCUCACAAUCUUCUGUUCAUAGCCAAUACAACAUUCAGAAUAUAUCCACAGGACCUCGCAAAAAUCAAAUUGAAAUCAAACUUGAACCGCCACAAAGAAACAGUUCUUCUAAGUUACGUUCAACUGGCCCUCGCACCUCCACCGUUCCCUCUUCCCUCAACAGCCAGACAUUAAGUAGAAGUCAACCCACUGUUUACAUAUCGGCCAGUCCUCCAAAUACUGAUGAAGUGAUCACACGUGGUCAGCCCAAGGUCUACAUUUCAGCAAAUGCCACGACAGGAGAUGAUCAACUUGUACGGAACCAGCCCACGCUUUUCAUAUCGACAAAUCCUGGAGUAUCUACUACUGCUAGGAAUAUGUCUGGUCAAGUAAGCAUGGGUCCUGCAUUUAUUCAUCACCAUCCACCCAAGAGUCGAGCAGUGGGCAACAGCACCACUGCAACCUCUCCUCGAGUGGUUGUUACACAGCCUAACACAAAAUAUACUUUUAAAAUUACAGUUUCUCCAAAUAAGCCCCCUGCUGUUUCCCCAGGGGUAGUGUCCCCAACUUUUGAACCUACAAACCUUCUAAACCUUCCUGAUCACUAUGUUGAACCAGAGGGUAUCCAGCAUCUCACUGACCCUGUUUUAGCACAUGUGGAUAGGAUCAGUGAUGCACGGAAAUUGAGUAUGGGAUCUGAUGAUGCUGCCUACACACAAGCUUUACUGGUACACCAGAAGGCCAGGAUGGAGCGACUUCAGCGAGAACUUGAGGUUCAAAAGAAAAAGUUGGAUAAACUAAAAUCAGAGGUCAAUGAAAUGGAGAAUAAUCUAACACGAAGGCGCCUGAAAAGAUCGAAUUCUGUUUCCCAAAUUCCAUCACUGGAAGAAAUGCAACAGUUGAGAAGUUGUAACAGACAGCUGCAGAUAGACAUAGAUUGCCUAACCAAAGAGAUUGAUCUUUUUCAAGCAAGAGGACCACAUUUUAAUCCCAGCGCUAUUCAUAAUUUUUACGAUAAUAUUGGAUUUCUUGGUCCCGUGCCACCAAAACCCAAAGAUCAGAGGUCCAUCGUGAAAACACCAAAGACUGUUCCAGACACAGAUGAAGAUGAGGGAGCUCAGUGGAAUUGUACCGCCUGUACUUUUUUAAAUCAUCCGGCCUUAAAUCGCUGUGAACAGUGUGAAAUGCCCAGGCAUUUCUGAGCCAACAGGCCCAUUACCUUCCGUAAAACCAUAGCAAAUGUACAAGGAGUUGUCCAGGCAUUAGGGGGCAAAAAAAGCGUUUAUGCAUAGGAUUUUGUAAAAUGGAAGGUGUGACGAGAUGGUAUUUUGCUAAUGUUAAAUGUCAGCCCACAGAGCAAGCAAUACCUCAGAGUUGUGUCACAGGCAGUUGACGCUGAUCGGCUGAAGGGCAGUCUGCUGAGAGACUCACCAGCUGCCUAAACCAUGUACAGUAUUACCAGUAACACACCUGUUCAGGGCCUGGGUGUUGCCCAUCCUCUUCUCUGCCCCCAUGUCACUACUGAAUUUUGACAGGGGAAAGGAAUGGAGUGCUAGUGUUUUUGUUUUCAGAGCUUUCGGUGAAACACUACAUGCACAGAGGAAAUCUUAAAGGAACAAGGUUUAAAUAUUUAAACUGUUUGCUGCCACAUAGUGCCUUUGAUAAAGGGAAGAGCUUCACAAAUCAGUGGUACUCUUUGCCUUGUCUUCCCUGAAAACAUCUCUGUGAAGCCAGAAAUCAGUACAAUCACAUCUAAAGAUGAAAAGGAAAAACUGCAUGCGUUGUCUGUACAAUACACACAGUGAAAUACCCCCCCAAAGCUUUUCCUACUGUACAUAGCUCUAGAGCCUGCUUUAAGUGAUUUCUUUUCCUCACCUUUAUUAUUUUCUUGUACUUCUGUAUGUAUAGUGUAAUAGUCUUUUUGUUAACUUUCUUUUUUUUCCCUUUAAGUGAUUAAGCACGAUCAUGUCCCUUUUUUUAAGCUUUUAUCUGAGAGAAGCAAUGCCUUAAAAUAAGAGCAUUAAUAAGAAACUAUGCACAAAAUAGCUUUCCUCUGCUCAUUCUGUACAUUGCUCUUGUAAAUGCUGAUGAUCUGUGAAGACCUGCAGAUGCAGCGUGGUAAAAGUACAGGAAAAGUUGAAGAGUUAUGCAUAUAGUUCACUCUGUACACUGAGUUUUACGGUGGGUGACACAAAGGGAGCAUUUUGUCUGGUGUGAGGAAACUUUAUACUAGGAAACGUUCAACCCACCAACAGAUCAGCAUCCGAGUUAAGCUUGCUUCAUCUGCUGCGUGUCCUGCAGACUCCUGAAGAGAGAUUCAUUGGGGAAGUACAUACAGUGCCAAAAUCAACAGCAGCAGCAUCGUACAGCUUUGUUCAAGGACUCUAAAUGCUUUCCUGUUUCGGCAGCCAGUUUCUAAACCUGACUUUGCAGUGAAAUCUCAUAUUUAUAGAAAACAAGGAUAGCAAUAUUUAGGACAACUGAAAUAAAGGCUGGAAAAGAGAAAUCAAACAGACUUGAACACUGAAGCAACCUCAAGCAUCUCUUUUAUUUUGAUGAUCUAUUUUUUUAAGGAAAAUACUCACAUGAUCGGGGAUGUAUGUAACCGAGAGCAAGAAGAUGGAAUUCCAGUACAAUAUGCAUGAAAGACGGCAGGCAAAGAAUUAUGUAGCAGCAGCACUUAGCGUGAGGCUGGAGGGAUUGCUAACAAUGUAGCAAGAGACAAAGUAGACUGUCACCCACUGUAAACAUCUGCCAGUGGACACUUUCAUUAGGAGUUUUACAAGUGAUCUAUGUGAAUGCACAGAGGCCUUUGUUUUGAAGGCUUUGCAUUUUUUUUUAUGUGGGAAGAAAAUGUCAAUCCCAGGUAAUUAGGCAGUAGACCCAAAGCACUUGCAUUCAAUGCAUUUUGUUUAUAAAAUGAGGCCUUGUUUUUCAGCUUCAUCUGCAGUUCUAUGUGAAGAUUGACAAAUCAGUUUUUACCUGUUUAUUAAUAAAACCUAAUUUGGAUAUCUUGAGUUGAUGGUUUUGUGAUUUAGCUGGGUAAACUGCCUUUGUAACAGAUAAGUUAUUUAUAAAAAUUAAAAAAAAUAUAUAUUCUAA